This is a messenger RNA of Meloidogyne enterolobii, 1830 nucleotides long. NCBI's taxonomy places the organism in Eukaryota, Metazoa, Nematoda, Chromadorea, Rhabditida, Meloidogynidae. The record is from the annotation of a GenBank genome assembly.
AUGGCCAUAGCAAUUUAUGGUUUUCUCUCCCGCCGGCGUAAAAUUGAACCCGCUGGUAUUUCAUACGAAUUUUCUCUAGUUAAAGACAAAUUAACUCUUGGACUUUCAACUUGGCCAAUUUUAAAAAAUGCUGUAAAACCAAUCCAAAUAGAAGAGGAAACAGAAGAUUCUAGUUUUGAAUGGAUGGAUGAGGAGACUGAAAAAUACAAAAAAUAUCUGGCUAGAUUGGAUCCGAAUGACGCUAAGGACCAAGACCAUUAUAAAAUACUUGGCCUGACGAAGCUGAGAUGUGAAGCAACAGCAGCACAAAUCAGGACUGCAUAUCGCCAAAAAGUACUUAAAUAUCAUCCAGACAAAGGGAAUGCUGGGGAUGGACUUCGAAGUGAAUCUGUUUUUGCCUGUAUCCAAAAAGCUUAUGAACAAUUGGGGGUUUCUGAAGAGAAAAGGAGAGCUUUCGAUUCUGUUGACCCAACCUUUGAUGAAAACAUUCCUGACAAUUCUGAUGUUAAUUCUACAAAUUUUUUCCGUGUUUUGGGUCCUGUUUUUCAGAGAAAUGCAAGAUUUUCUGUAAACCAACCAGUGCCGUUACUUGGCGAUGAAAAGAGUGACCGUUCCCACGUCGAACAUUUUUACGAUUUUUGGUACAAUUGGAAAUCUUGGCGUGAAUUUUCUUAUUUGGACGCUGAAGAUAAACAACGAGGAGAGGAUAGAUGGGAAAGAAGAGAAAUUGAAAAACAAAAUAAGGCUGAAAGAGAAAAAAGACGAAAAAAAGAUUUGAAAAGAAUUUCUACAUUGGUCGAGAUGGCAUAUUCUGUUGAUCCAAGAAUUGUAAAAAUUAAAGAGGAGGAUAAAAAUAAAAAAUUGCAAAUGAAAGAGCGUAGACGUAAAGAAAAGGAAUUGAAAGAAAAAAUUGAAUUGGAACAAAAAAGGCAAAAAGAAAAGGAUUUGGAAGAGGAAAUGAUUAAAAAGAAUGAGGAGGAAAAGAAGGCUUUACAGGCUAAACAACAAAAGAAAAAAUUGUUGUCAACUCAACGUAAACAACUCCGUGAUUUAUCAUCUACCAAAAAUUAUUGGUUGGAUAAUUCACUUGCUGCAGAAAAUCCUGAACAAGUUUUUGCAAUUUCAGAACAGAUUGAGAGGUUAUGUUUGUCUGUAGAAGUUGAUGAUUUGGUUAAUCUUUGUGAACGUUUAAAAGAUAUUUGUGUUUAUGAUGAUGCAUUGAGGAUAUUGAGGGAAUGUUCAAAUCCUGAGAGUUCUAGUAACUCCAAACAGUCAAAUAAUGGAAUGCCUAAAAAUUCAGCCCAGCCAAAUGAUGCCAAAACAAAUUCUUCUACAACAAAUGCUUGGACUCAUACAGAAUUACAAUUGUUGGUAAAAGCUGUUAAUUUAUUCCCUCCUGGGACUCAAGAACGUUGGAAGCAAGUUUCUGGCUAUAUUAAUGAGCACAGCGGUGAGGGAAACAAGCGUAGUGAAAAAGAUGUUAAACAACUCAAGUCUGGGCAACUUCCUCCAAGCAAUAAUUCAUCUACUGUUCCUGUCAAUAAAAACAUACAGCAACAACAAACAACAACAGAUAUUACAAUUAGCAACACAAACAACAGCCAAAAUAAUGAGCAACAAAACAACAUUAAUAAAAAUACUGAAGAUGAAUGGAAUGCUGAACAACAACGGCAAUUUGAGAAAGCCUUAAAGGAAAUACCUUCAAGUGAUGCUGAAAGGUGGGAUAAAAUAGCUGCAGCUGUAGAUGGAAAAACAAAGAAACAAUGUGUUAGGAGAUACAAAAAAUUGGCUGAAAUGGUUAAAAAUGCUAAAACUGAGGCUGCUAAAUGA